Acomys russatus (golden spiny mouse) is the source of this 3784-nucleotide messenger RNA. It is a transcript of the gene Nol8, whose product is annotated as nucleolar protein 8. The transcript has 16 exons. NCBI's taxonomy places the organism in Eukaryota, Metazoa, Chordata, Mammalia, Rodentia, Muridae. Gene Ontology annotation, molecular function: RNA binding. The record is from RefSeq and is a predicted model, not a curated record. The coding region runs from base 18 to 3470 and encodes 1150 amino acids.
UUAGAUGCCCAACAUUCAUGAAAGCCAACAGAGAAAUGAGGCGCCUCUUCGUUGGUGGACUUGGACACGGCAUUUCAGAGACAGACCUACAAAAUCAGUUCAGCAGGUUUGGAGACGUUUCUGAUGUGGAGAUCAUCACUCGGAAAGAUGACCAAGGAAAUUUACAGAAAGUCUUUGCCUAUAUUAACAUCAAAAUAACAGAAGCGGACCUGAAAAAAUGUAUGUCUAUUUUAAACAAAACAAAAUGGAAAGGUGGAACACUGCAAAUUCAGCUAGCAAAAGAAAGCUUUUUACACAGAUUAGCCCAAGAAAGAGAAGAAGCAAAAGCAAAGAAAGAAAAUUCAACAAAGAAAGAAAAUUCAACCCCUGACAACACCGCCUUAUUGGAAAAGAUAGGAGGAACAGACUUCCAUAUGAAAGCUGUGCCUGGAACAGAGGUCCCAGGACAUAAAAAUUGGGUUGUGAGUAAAUUUGGGAGAGUCUUACCUGUUCUUCACCUUAAGAAUCGACAUAAACAUAAAAUAUCCUUUGGUCACAACAUUAUGAAAUAUGAUCCAUCAAAAUACUGCCAUAACCUAAAAAAGAUAGCAGAGAAUUUGACAGAACCCAUUCCCGUAGCUGACCUCACUUGGGAGUUGGAAGGCGGAAAUGACCCUAUGAGUAAGAAACGUCGAGGAGAGUUUUCUGACUUUCAAUUGCCCCCUCAGAAGAUCAAGAAAGUACAGAACAGCAAGGAUCCCAAGGAGCCCAGGGUUUCUGAUAUUAGUCUAAGGACUAAUCAGGUGGAGAGUAACAGGUCAGCACGGCCUGUGACUGCACAUAGGACAGCGGCUUGUACUGUUACUCCUACACCACGCCUUGUGUCCAGUUCUGGUACUCAGAAACCUAAACACGUGGUUUUUCAUACUACUGACUUAGAAAAUAUCCGGAAUAAAAGUAGCAUGUCUGAUGAUGACAUUGACUCAGAAGAUGAAUUAAAGAUGAUGAUUGCACAAGAGGAAAACGUACAGAAAACUAGGUGUUCCUCAGUAAAUGAAUGUGAAAAUGAUCCUUUCGAAGUUGUAAGGAAUGAUUUCAAGGCAGAUGUUCUCAAACUUCAUUGUUCAGCCAGUUUAGCAAAUGACUGUGAAUAUGACUCCAGCGAUACAGAUGAAAUUAUUGCAAUGAAAAAAAACACUGGUAAGGCAAAAAACAGUACAGAAUUUUUACCACCAGAAAAGCCUAUAAGCAAGAAAAGUUCUAAAAAUACAGCAUCUUCUAAUGAUUGUAUUACAGUAGAAAAAACUACAAUCAACAGUGAAUCAGCCCCAUGCCAUGGAGUAAAGCUUCUGAAUCACGUUCUUCCACCUGACUCCAGUGACAGGGACAGUGAAGAGGCUGAGGAAGAUGAAGAAUAUAAAGCCUUGAUGGAAAACUGUCCCCGUGUGAGCCUCACUCUGGCUGACUUGGAGCAGCUGGCUGGCAGUCAUCAGAAGGUUCCAUGGAAGGACAAUGAGAACGAUGGCCCACAGAGUGCCAGUCACUGCAAAUCCAAGAGUCCCAGGACUUCUGAUGGUCUGAACAAUGGCCGACAGUGCAUUCUUCCUGAGGAGAUUGUGGCCUCCCUUUUAGAGGAAGAGAACACUUGCAGCAAACAACCAGAGGAAACCACCUUAAAGCCCAAAUUCCAGGCCUUCACAGGAAUAGGCUGUCUCUACGCAAAGGACUCAGAGGACCAAACUUUGAAAGAGACUGUUGCUGUCAGCACUGUCAGUGAACAUCAGAGUUCCUUGAAACACAAAGUUCCUAAUGGAAUCUUUAUAGACAACGGAUCCAGGUGUGCUAAUGGCUCGUCAAGUAAACUGACUUCAUGCCAACCUGCAAAGAAUGUGAACAGCCUAAACCACACUCAGGCUCCAACAAGACAGUAUACUUUUGAGAGCCAGAACCAUAAAGUAAUGUCUUCUAGUUUUGACAAGGGAAGUAAAAAUUCUCUGUCCAGUCCAUUGCCAUUAAAAGCUAAAAAGUCCCUAAGUCUUAGUGCAAAGAGUCACAAGAUAGACUCUGAUGGAGACAUUUGCCAUCGUCCUGAAAGUAGAAAAGCUUCAGAGGAAGAGGGGACUGAUUUAAACAGCCUCACAUCUCUUGAGAAACCAGCAAAGGCAUCUCCAAAGGAAGGCCCCAGGAAAAGCACAGCUGGCUUCUCACCUUCUGCUGGUAACGCAUCGUGUAUGAAUGCUAAGGAUAAACAUGCUGAGGACAAUCAGAAACGAUUGGCAGCCUUGGCAGUGUGGCAGAAAGCGAGGGAAGUGCAGAAAAAACUGGUGCAGAAUGCAUUGGCAAAUUUGGAUGGUCAUCCAGAAGACAAAAAAACGCACAUUGUCUUUGCUUCUGAUGAUGAGAGUGAAAUGGAAGAGACACCCACUCGUGAGCAAAGCAGCCCAGGAAAGGAGCUGGUGAAAGAGUCUGUGAGCAAAUCAUCUGGGAAGCUGUUUGACAGCAGUGAUGAUGAAGACUCUGAUUCCAAGGAGGACAGCACCAGGUUCAGCAUUAAGCCUCAAUUUGAGGGCAGAGCUGGCCAGAAGCUCAUGGAUUUGCAGUCUCAUUUUGGAAGUGAUGAGAGGUUCCGCAUGGACUCUAGAUUUUUAGAGAGUGACAGUGAAGAGGAACAAGAAGAGUUAAAUGAAAAUGAAAUGACUGAAGAUGAGCUUGUUGCAGAAAAAAAGAAAACCCUGAAUGUUGUGCAAAGUGUUUUGAAAAUCAACUUGAACAACCCGACAAACAAAGGAUCAGUAGCUGCUAAGAAAUUUAAGGACAUCAUACAUUAUGAUCCAACAAAGCAUGACCAUGCCAUUUAUGAAAGAAAACAAGAAGAAAAAGAAAAAGAAAGUAAAGCAAAACGGAAGAAGAAAAGGGAAGAAGCCGAGAAGCUGCCUGAGGUAUCCCAAGACAUGUAUUAUAACAUUGCUGCAGAUUUGAAAGAAAUAUUCCAAAGUGGGAAAAACACAGAGGAAAAGGAAGAAGAGCUGCCCUGGGAUGAGGGUUGCGGGAGAGAGGAAACUGGGGGCGUCCGUAAUGCUGCAGCACUGGCACAGGAGGCACAGCAGGCUGGUGGCUUCACGUUUUCAUUUUUUGAUUCAGACACUAAGGAUGUAAAGGAAGACACCUAUAGAAUUGAACCAGUGAAACGUGGGAAGAUUGUCUGUCAGGAAGAUCCCCGACUCCAGGGUAGUAGUUCAGAAGAAGAAGAGGAUGCUACUGAGGAAGCAGACCAUAGGAAGCCCAGCCUGGGAGAAGCAUUUCCUGAGAAAGAAACCACUAGAUUUUUCUUUUUCUCAGAGAAUGACGACAGACUUUAUGGUUCUAACUUAUUCUGGAGUGGUGUGGCAAGUAGUCAUAGCAGAAAUUCUUGGGAAGCCCGAACAAGUAGUCUCCUUUUGGAUUGCCGGAAGAAACAUAAAGAAGCCAAAAGGAAGGUGAAAGCAAAUUAAUCAGUCAGCUUCAGUUUUGGAAUUGAAUGUGCAGACGGGUCACCAGAUUUCCAAAGAAAUUUGCCCAGAAAACUAUUCACUGACAAAGAAGAAAUUUCAUAGUGGAAAAAUAUUCAAAGCCUGGAUGAUGAUAUAUUAUUCUGAUUACCAUUUGUUUUGUGGAAAUCUUCAUGACUAUGUCCCCAAAUUAACUGAGCCAGUUGUGGUAACACACACCUGUGGCCUCAGCACUUUAGGACGGGAAGUAGGAGGAUCACUGAGCACUGGAGUUGUAGGUCACACUCAGCAAGAGCAGCACCCACGUCAGAGCAGCA